Messenger RNA from Papaver somniferum (opium poppy), 1871 nucleotides. RefSeq names its product beta-glucosidase 4-like. The transcript is spliced from 13 exons. NCBI's taxonomy places the organism in Eukaryota, Viridiplantae, Streptophyta, Magnoliopsida, Ranunculales, Papaveraceae. Gene Ontology annotation, biological process: cellulose catabolic process. The record is from RefSeq and is a predicted model, not a curated record. Bases 55 to 1680 code for a protein of 541 amino acids. Gene Ontology annotation, molecular function: beta-glucosidase activity.
CCCUUGAUUCUCCAUUUCUCAGUCUUUUUCACUCAUCACAUUUUAUUCCAUCAAAUGGCAACAAAUUUCAUGGAUGAAGAAAUUCCUAGUGUAGUUUCACGUAAAGAUUUCCCUCAUGAUUUUGUAUUUGGUGUUGCAACUUCUGCUUAUCAGAUGAGGAAAUUUAACAUUGUAAUGAACAUGUGGAAAAUUAACUUUGUCAAUGUCACUUUGAAAACACGCAUUUGUGCGCUUGAGUACUCUGCGCACUUUGGGGGUAUACCGGUGCUAGCAGUGGGAUAUACCUUUGGAUCAUCUUCAUUCUUUUUUAAAACGGUUGAAGGAGCCAAUAAUGAAGGUGGAAGGGGUGAUAGUAUUUGGGAUGUUUUCACACACACGAAAGGAAAAAUCAUAGAUGGAAGUAAUGGGGACACUGCAGUUGAUCAAUAUCAUCUUUACAAGGAAGAUGUCGAACUAAUGUCCAAGUUGGGAUUUGGUGCUUACCGCUUUUCUGUGUCGUGGUCUCGUAUCUUCCCUGAUGGUUUGGGAACGAAAGUCAAUGAGGAAGGAAUUACCUACUACAACAACCUCAUUAAUGCUCUGCUUGAUAAAGGUAUGCUGCCGUACUUAACGUUAUAUCAUUGGGAUCUACCUAAUCAUCUUCAAGAGUCAGUUGGAGGAUGGUUAUCAGAAAAAAUUGUAAACUAUUUCGCAAUAUAUGCUGAGACCUGCUUUGCGAGUUUUGGGGAUCGAGUGAAACAUUGGAUCACAUUAAAUGAACCUCUACAAACUUCGGUAAAUGGAUACGGUACUGGGAUAUUUGCUCCUGGAAGAAGUGAAAAUUCUUCUACUGAACCAUAUUUGGCUGGACACAAUCAACUUCUGGCUCAUGCUGCAGCUGUUUCCAUAUACAAGCAAAAAUUUAAGGCUCAGCAAGGUGGCGAAAUAGGCAUAGUAGUUGAUUGUGAAUGGGCAGAGGCUUUUUCGGAUAAGAAUGAGGAUAAAAUUGCUGCAGCAACGCGUAUUGAUUUUCAGCUCGGAUGGUAUUUGGAUCCAAUAUAUUUCGGGGACUAUCCUGAAGCCAUGCGAGAGAGACUUGGAGAUCUGCUUCCAAAGUUCUCAGAUGAAGAUAGAGAGUUGUUAAGAAACUCAGUGGACUUCUUGGGUAUAAAUCACUAUACAACAAGGUUAAUCGCCCAUGUAUCAACAAGCCCUGAAUCUGGGCAUUUUUACGAUGCUCAACAAAUGGAAAGAAUUGUUGAAUAUCCAGGGGGUGAGCUUAUUGGUGAGAAGGCUGCAUCAGAAUGGCUUUACAUAGUUCCUUGGGGGAUCCGUAGUCUACUCAAUUACGUUGCACAGAAGUAUUACAACCCCAAGAUAUACGUUACUGAGAACGGAAUGGAUGAUGAAGAAGAUUCAAAAGCUCUUCUCCAUGAGAUGCUUGAUGAUACAAAGAGAGUUGGCUACUUCAAGGGGUACCUUGCUGCAGUAGCCCAAGCAAUCAAGGAUGGAGUGGACGUGAGGGGAUACUUUGCAUGGUCUUUUGUGGACAACUUUGAAUGGGCUCAAGGCUACACCAAGCGUUUCGGAUUGGUUUAUGUCGAUUACAAGAACAGACUCCGUCGGCACCCAAAAUCUUCUGCAAUUUGGUUUUCCCGUUUUCUUAAAGGCGAUGCAGGAAAAACUAUCAAGGAAGACUGAUUUUUCUAUAUUGGAGCUAACCCAUUUCUGCAAAGAUUUAUUUACAUGGGUUUUAGAAGUGUUUAUGCCUAAUCCUGGUUUGGUUAUGGGAUUCUAAAGGUAGCAUGAAUAGCAAAGUCAUCACUUGUUAGUAUUAAGAUUUGUUGUAGAUGCACGAGUCUUUUCCCUAAAAUCCUGGUAUUCAAAAUUCA